Messenger RNA from Solanum tuberosum (potato), 1673 nucleotides. RefSeq names its product pyruvate dehydrogenase E1 component subunit beta-3, chloroplastic. Lineage: Eukaryota; Viridiplantae; Streptophyta; Magnoliopsida; Solanales; Solanaceae. The transcript is spliced from 4 exons. The record is from RefSeq and is a predicted model, not a curated record. Bases 201 to 1436 code for a protein of 411 amino acids.
GGGUUCACUUAGUUCUUGCCAAACACCAUCUGCACUUUGUUCUCUCCGCCCGAAUUCGUUUUUUCUUUAUUAUAACAAACCAACUUUUCACCUAUUCUGUGUGCAUAUAUAUUUGAUUCUUCAUCUCCCUCAUUAUUAUACUGCAUUUUCUCUUCAUUUGUUUGAAUCAAGAAUCCAUUUUUCUUCGUGGGGUUUUCUAGAUGGCUGCUAUUAUACAAGGAAUUGGUGCUGCUACUGCACUAACCUCAGCCAAUUCUUUGGACACCAAGAAGUCAUUUUUCUCCAAUUCUCGCAGAUCUUUGUCAGUUGGUGCAGAGAGGAAAGGAAGGACUUUUGUGGUUAGAUCUGAUGGGCGUUUGAGCUAUGGUUUGAAUGGACGUGGAGGAAGAGCUGAACAAUUAAUUACUAAUGCUGUUGCUGCUAAAGAAGAUACUGCUGCAGCUUCUACUUCAUCAAAGCCAGGGCAUGAACUACUGCUCUUUGAGGCCCUCCGUGAAGGUCUAGAGGAAGAAAUGGACAGAGAUCCCGCUGUUUGUGUUAUGGGUGAAGAUGUCGGUCAUUAUGGAGGUUCGUACAAGGUGACUAAAGGCCUUGCCCCAAAAUAUGGUGAUCUCAGGGUUCUUGACACUCCCAUUGCUGAGAACUCUUUCACUGGUAUGGGCAUUGGAGCUGCAAUGACUGGUUUGCGUCCAGUUAUUGAGGGAAUGAACAUGGGAUUUCUUCUUCUAGCCUUUAAUCAGAUAUCUAACAACUGUGGUAUGCUCCACUACACAUCUGGUGGCCAGUUUAAGAUACCAGUCGUCAUCCGAGGUCCUGGUGGAGUUGGUCGACAGCUCGGAGCAGAGCACUCUCAACGCCUUGAGUCAUAUUUCCAGUCAAUUCCUGGAAUCCAGAUGGUUGCCUGUUCAACCCCCUACAAUGCCAAGGGCUUGAUGAAGGCAGCUAUCAGAAGUGAUAACCCUGUGAUUCUGUUUGAGCAUGUUUUGCUCUACAACCUCAAGGAGAGAAUUCCAGACGAAGAGUAUGUGUUGAAUCUUGAAGAAGCAGAGAUGGUACGACCUGGUGAGCAUGUUACCAUUCUAACUUAUUCCAGGAUGAGGUAUCAUGUAAUGCAAGCUGCUAAGACACUUGUGAACAAGGGUUAUGAUCCCGAGGUCAUUGAUAUCAGGUCACUGAAACCAUUUGACCUUCACACCAUCGGGAAUUCAGUGAAGAAGACUCAUCGCGUCCUCAUUGUCGAGGAAUGUAUGCGUACAGGAGGUAUUGGUGCCAGCUUGACAGCUGCUAUAACCGAGAACUUCCAUGACUAUCUCGAUUCCCCAAUCAUAUGUCUGUCCUCACAGGAUGUGCCAACGCCAUAUGCUGGGACGUUAGAGAACUGGACCGUUGUCCAACCUGCCCAGAUUGUUACUGCAGUAGAACAGCUCUGCCAGUGAUUGUUACUAGACAUUUUAGUUUUUGGUACUUACAAGUUCUAGUUAAGGUGGGAUGAUUGGUCCAUUGUUGUCUACCUGCACCAAAAUAGUAUUUGGAUUUUUAAUGUUUUGUUAAGGUAACAAGACUUCAUGGGAACAUUAUCAUUGUUUUGUCUCAUUAAAGUUUAGCUCUAUUUGAUAAAUUAAAGCUGGAGUUGUCUUACAUUUAAAUAUCAUAUGACAGGAUGUGGUUUUCCA